Parnassius mnemosyne (clouded apollo) is the source of this 4099-nucleotide messenger RNA. Lineage: Eukaryota; Metazoa; Arthropoda; Insecta; Lepidoptera; Papilionidae. The record is from the annotation of a GenBank genome assembly.
GUCGUGGUACUUCCCCGGUUCGAGCCGGCCCAUCCGUGCGACAGCAAAAGCUGCCGCGUGGCUCUACCACUGUUAAAAAUUAUAUAUAAUAUAAUAAUCGGUAUUCUCAAUUAAAUUGAGCAUUUUAAUAUCUAUUUUUGAUUAUUUUUCUGUGUUAACUAGGGAGAUAAUUGGUGUGAACUAGCUAUAAUAAUUGCAUACUUGUCUACAAAAUAAUAAUAAAAAAUACAAAAUAUCAACAUUCCAACAAGUAACAGCUAUAACAAUAAUUCAAGUAAUCGAUCUCAGAUUGAUUAGUGAUGAGUUAACUCGAGUUGAAUCUUCCUAACUUGAGUUUGGGUUGCUAUACAUAAACGGAUCAAGUGAGCUAGCAAAAGAGUAAAAGUGCAAUUCAUUCGUUGUGUGCACGCUUUGCGUUUCAAAGAGUAUUUAGCUACAACCAAAACAAUUUGUUAUUUAGAAUUUUAUUAUAGCUAGUUGUGUAAUUUAAUUCCCUUUAUAAUUUUGAUUAAUUACGAUCAAUAUAGUGUCAUCAUAUUUUAAAUUAAGGCCAAAUGUAACACUUAACUCACAAUAAAUAUAUUGAAUUUAUUUAAGAAUAUUUUGACUUUAAACUUCAACCUUUUGUAAUUAAACUAGUAAUAGCUUAUGUACCUAUGUUACGGCCUACGGCUGCUCCCUUAAAGGAUCCAAUCCUCAGGGGCCCAUGAGCUGAAGAUUUCCCGAACAGACGUAGGUCGGGCCCCAAUGUGGCCACGUGGAAUCUCUCCAAUUACACUAAAAUAUAUGGGGGAGCGUUAUACUACGGCCAGUCGACCGGAAGGAAUUUGGACGAAGCUUACUUACCUAUAUCCAAGGCGACUGGUCCCUCCGGAGUCGGUCAGGUCGCAUGUGGUUGUGUAGUGCAAGGGAAAGAAUGGUGAUGUGGUGUGUAUCUGGGUGUGACUGAUGGUGAUUGAACCUAGACCUUGGCCGUCGGCAGCAGCCCGAGCGUCGACACCGCUCCAACUUGAGGGGGCUUCCAAGGUUGUCCACCGUCACUUUCUUCUUUCGUCACGUUGACAGUCAAUUAACUCUAUCGUACGAUUUACUAACUUACAGAAGCCACUAACUAUCGCUGGUUAUAAGGUUAACACACAAAACGCACACGGAGUUUUCAGUUUAUUAAGGUCACUACCGUUUCGCGUUGCAACAGUUAUUCUAGAAUAUUAGAGGCCGCACUAGCUAAUAUUGCCUAAUGCACUUAUGCAGAUUCUGAGUCAAACACAAUGAGUCCCUGGGAAGCUCUCCAGCAGGAAUGCGCGUCACAAUGAUAGACCGUAUAUUUACUGGCCGCGCCGAAUUAUUCCGAGUUCCCUAACAGAAUACAGCGUGCCAAUCGUUAGCACCGCUUAUGGACGACUGCCCUUGGGCGUUUUUCGCACGACCGAAUGUCAAACCGGUAUGACACUGAGCCGCACGCCCUCUCGCGUUCGUUCCUUGAAAGUGUUUUGCGCGAACAACCUACAUCUUAAAGUUAGACUAAUAUUAUACAUCUUAAAGCUAGACUAAUACAUAAGUACUAAUACAUAAUAUGAUACAUACUAAAUAUACCUUUUUAUAUCAAUCCUACAUAAUAACUUUUAAUAGGUAUAAAAAAGGAAAUUAUAAUUAUCUCAACCCACCAAAGAGCUAGAUAGAAAAACAAAUUUAUAAAAAAGUUAUUUGUAACAAAUCAUUUACUCUGAUUCGUACUGCUAACUCAAGUUGCGUGAAUUUCAACUGGAGUUAAAUCAAGUCAUAAUUUUCUAAGUUGGCACAUCUAUAAGAUCAGAAUCCCUAAUAUUCACUUCACUUAGUUGUUGUUGUUUUAACUUUCAUUAAUCGUUUCAUUAUUAACCACAGCUUUUUUGGUGAUUUUUUACUGAUCCUGCUUUUAUAUAUUGAAGUAAUUAUAGUGAAAAAUAGCCUGUUACUGUGUAAUAAUAGUGAAAAAUCACCUGUUACAGUGUAGCCAAUAAAUAAUCUCACUUUUACUUAUUCUACAAUAACUUAGUUCCUAGAUUGACAAAUCUUGCCAGAUUUUCAGCUAUGAAUUGUUUAUAUAUACGCUUUAUAAUACGUACUUUCAUCUUGUUAACACUUGGGCCCAAGAAUGUAUAGAGAUGUCUUCUUCUCCUUUAAGUACCAUGAUUGAAAGUAAUAAAAUGACUCACCUGUUGCAGUCAGAGGCACACCAUGAGCUAUUUCAUUGUCAGUAAGCAAGGACGGGUAAGAGUAUCGAAAUCUUCUGCCUUCAUUGUCGAACUGAAAUAUAUCAAAAUGUUUUUCACAGACACGUUUAUUACGUAACUGUUCUUUGGAAAGUAUAAUGAGCUGGGGAUUUGUCGGCACUAUGAAAGACAUCCAUAAGUUUCUUAAAUUAUCGUUCCUAGGGAAUCUGAAAAGCCGGUGCGUUUCAUGUGUUGUAUUGCAACCACCAACACAACACUUUUCGUAUACCAUUAUGUUGGUAUAUGCAAUAUUCACACAAGCAGCACAAAAACAGAAUAUUGUAAUAACUGAGGAAAAUUCGGAUAAAUAAUGGCGGCAAUCAAUAAUAUCGAUAACUUUGACUUUUGACAAUAUGAUUUGACAUUAACACAAUAUGGCGUCUCAAAAUGGCGUCAAAAGUUUGUGUUUUCAAAUGGCCUUCCCUAUUUUUAACAAGAUUUUUUUUCUAUAUUGUUAUUUUUAAGUUUUAGGUUUGUUAUAUUAUUUAAUUGUGUAAACUUUGUUACUGUUUUAUCUUUAACUAUUUGACUUAUUUUCAUUUUGAAUAUAUUUAAAAUAUCAAAAGAAAAGAGUAGAGAUUUAAAUAUCCUUUAAUAGACAUGAUUAUAAAUAUUUUUCUUUAUAUUUAGUAAAUAUUUAAGUGUCUCAAAAUCACAUCCAAUAUCUUAUAAAUUGGACCCAUAGUUUUGUGGCCUAUAUCUAGAGUAAAACGAUUAGUUGGGUUCGCCGUUAGUCCAAUGUAAUUUGACUUUGGUGAGGGUUGACCUUGCCAAGGUCUAAUUGUAGUGAACCCAGUGCCCCAGUAAAAUCCUUAAGUCGGGUAGUCUGUAAAUAUAAAUAUAUAGUUCAUUCACUGAUAUAAAUUCUAAUAAUUUCGCCUUACAAGGAUGCAAAUACUAGAGCCUUAGUACGUAUAAUGAUUUCUUAUAUUUAAGCGGACACUACAUAUUAAAUGAAUGAAAUGUUUUUAGCUUUUGAAUAUUAAUUUUUGGUUAGAUCUACCUUAGUUCCAUUCCGUGACCACGGGUACUGUAAAGCACUCGAAAUGUGCUGAAUUAAAAUUAAACGUGACAAAAUCCGUAAAAUUAGUUUCACUUAGUAUGUAGUUUCCGUUUUCAUCGUCCACGCGUACUUAGAUUGCCGCGCGCAGCGUUCGCGCGGCUUUGGCUUUAUCACGUUCCAGGAGGCGGCCUCCGUGGACAAGGUCCUCGCCGUCCCGGUCCACACGCUGGACGGCAAGCGAAUCGAUCCCAAACACGCGACCCCCAAAUCCGCCCCGCGUCCGGCGAAAACGAAGAAGAUCUUCGUGGGAGGGGUCGGGCAGGACACGUCUGCUGACGAGGUCCGCGCCUACUUCUCCCAAUUCGGCCUGGUGGAGGAUGCCGUGAUGCUGAUGGACCAGCAGACGAAGCGUCACCGAGGCUUCGGCUUCGUAACCUUCCACUCGGAAGAGGCCGUGGAGCGCGUGUGCGACAUCCACUUCCACACGAUCAAGAACAAGAAGGUGGAGUGCAAGCGCGCGCAGCCCAAGGAGGCGGUGGCGGUGGCUCCGCUGGCGCUGGGCAAGCGGCUGGUGCUGCGGCCGGGGCGCGGCCUGGUGUACGGGCAGGUGCCGGGCGUGGGCGUGGGCGCGGUGGGCGCGGUAGGCGUGGGCGUGGGCGCGCACGCCUACCGCUACGCGCCGUACGCGCUGCCCGCGCCGCCCGCGCUCGUGGCGCCGCCCGCCCCCGCGCCCGCGCCCCCCCUGCCGCAGUUCGGCGCCGCCUACUCGCUGGCCGGCGUCGACAUGUCCUCCUUCCAGGGAGUCGACUGGGGCGCCAUGUACGGCCUCCCCAUGUACAUCUAA